Messenger RNA from Thalassophryne amazonica, 447 nucleotides. It is a transcript of the gene crip1, whose product is annotated as cysteine-rich protein 1. NCBI's taxonomy places the organism in Eukaryota, Metazoa, Chordata, Actinopteri, Batrachoidiformes, Batrachoididae. The coding region runs from base 111 to 341 and encodes 76 amino acids. The transcript is spliced from 5 exons. The record is from RefSeq and is a predicted model, not a curated record.
UUCAGCUAUAAAGGCAGAAAGUGGCGCAGAUUGUGCGCUCAGAGCGACGUUACAGCUGACAGGUGGCUCACAUUUUACACACUAAACCAUCACUUCUGCCCGCAAACAACAUGCCAAAGUGCCCGAAGUGCCAGAAGGAAGUUUACUUCGCUGAGAAGGUGACAUCGCUGGGGAAGGACUGGCACAGACCCUGUCUGAAAUGUGAGAAGUGCGGCAAAACACUGUCAUCAGGCGGACACGCGGAGCAUGAUGGCAAGCCGUACUGUCACAAUCCUUGUUACGCUGCGCUCUAUGGACCAGGAGGAUUUGGACGCGGUGGAACAGAGAGCCACAAAUAUUAACACACCUGCACAGCUUCAGGUUCUGUGGUAGAACAUUGCCUGGUAAAUUGACUGAAGACGCCUGCAUGCAUAAUAAAAAACAGCAAAUAAAGUGCUUUUAAAUGGA